Marchantia polymorpha subsp. ruderalis is the source of this 1265-nucleotide messenger RNA. The record is from the annotation of a GenBank genome assembly. NCBI's taxonomy places the organism in Eukaryota, Viridiplantae, Streptophyta, Marchantiopsida, Marchantiales, Marchantiaceae.
GCCCCGAGGGUUUCUUUCUUUCGUCCAGUCGACCGCGCCUCGUCCGCUCGCUCGCUUUCCAGCGCUUCCACAUUUGCUCGUGUGCUCGUGCUUCGACGAGAGGCGAUGGAGGGCAAGGUAGGCACCGGAGAUUUCUUCGCCAAGACCGACGCGUACCGCAAGCAUCCCAUGCUGAAUAACAACUUGCGUCGGGCAACUCCGGGGCUCGGAAUCGCCAUCGUGCUCUUCGGAGGCUAUCUUUUCGUGGAUGGAAUGCGAGCUAAGUUGAGCAAGAAAUCCGAGCACUGAUCUGGGACAUUUUACCAGAAGCAUUGAGAGUAGCGGUUUGAAGCCGAAGUUGGUAUAUAGAUAGGAAAAACAGAGAGGCGUGUAGGUUUGUGAACCAUGGCACCCAAUAAUGGAGCUGGAAAUGAUGCUCCCAAGCAUGGAGAGGAAUGGCAGCAUACGGCGUUGCUUAUCGUGGAUAUGCAGAAUGACUUCAUUCAAGCUGGGGGUCCUUUGCAUGUCGCUGGAGGAGAAGCGGUUGUGGCCGAAGUGAAGAAGGCUGUGAUAAUCGCUCGUGAGAAGGGUGCUCACGUCAUUUGGGUGGUCAGAGAACAUGAUGCAAGUGGACGGGAUGUAGAGCUGUUUCGCACUCAUCUUUAUCCGGAUGGAGUAGUUGGACCCACAGUCAAGGGUACUUAUGGAUGUCAAUUGGUGGAUGGCUUAGAACCCAAGACUGGGGAGACCAUGCUGGUGAAGUCCCGAUUUAGUGCGUUCUUUGCUACUAACUUGGAUCUCAUCCUUCGCCGACUAGGCAUUGCUACGGUUGUUGUCGCGGGGGUGCAGACUCCCAAUUGCAUUAGGGCGACAGCAUUUGAUGCUUUGGCGUUGGACUAUCCCAAGGUGAUGGUGUUGGCCGAUGCUACCGCGGCCGCAAGCCCCAAAGUUCACGAUGCAAAUCUCUUUGAUAUGCGAAAUGUGGGUAUAGGGACCCCAACGGUGGAUGAGUGGUCUUCACAAUAAUUUCUCGUGAGUUAUUAGAUUCAAUUCUCCAGCUACAUUUCCAUGGUACAUUCGCUUCUCUAUCACAACAAUAAAUCAAUAUACAACUCAUCAGAAGCAGCUGGUGUAGUUUCAACUUUGUUCUCACGGUACAGUAACUCUGGAUACAAAGAGGUUGUUUUUACAUAGCCUUCAGUUGGGAUACGAUCAAAUGCGUAUGGUUGUGAUUCGUGGACUUCAAAACCGUGUAAUAUUAUCAUUGUUGUUAUUUUCUCAUGCCU